Messenger RNA from Perca flavescens (yellow perch), 5055 nucleotides. RefSeq names its product regulating synaptic membrane exocytosis 1b (gene rims1b). The record is from RefSeq and is a predicted model, not a curated record. Gene Ontology annotation, molecular function: small GTPase binding; transmembrane transporter binding. Lineage: Eukaryota; Metazoa; Chordata; Actinopteri; Perciformes; Percidae. The coding region runs from base 1 to 5055 and encodes 1684 amino acids. Gene Ontology annotation, biological process: intracellular protein transport; regulation of membrane potential; positive regulation of synaptic transmission. Gene Ontology annotation, cellular component: cytoskeleton of presynaptic active zone; presynaptic membrane. The transcript has 32 exons.
AUGUCCGCCUCGGUGGGGCCCCAGGGUGGCCCUCGCCCACCCACCGCGCCGCCAUCCAUGCCGGAUCUGCCGGACCUUAGCCAUCUCACCGAGGAGGAGAGGAAGAUCAUCAUGGCAGUGAUGGCUCGGCAAAAGGAGGAAGAGGAUAAAGAACAAGCCAUGCUAAAAACACUGCACCAGCAGUUUGAGAGCUACAAACAGGAGGUGCGUCGCAUCAGCGUGGAGACGCGGCGUCAGCAGACCCAGCUGAAGGACGACGCGCCCACCUGCGGCAUCUGCCGCAAGACCAAGUUCGCCGACGGCUGCGGCCACCUCUGCUCCUACUGCCAGACCAAAUUCUGCGCUCGCUGUGGAGGGCGGGUCUCUCUGCGCUCCAACAAUGAGGACAAAGUGGUAAUGUGGGUAUGCAACCUGUGCCGUAAACAGCAGGAGAUUCUUACCAAAUCAGGAGAAUGGUUUUCAGGGUCAGGGGCGCGACCUGGGAGCCUGGGCACCCCAGCCACUGGAGGUGAGGCCCAACGGGACAGGAAGCUGCUCCGCUCCAGGUCCCAAGCCCAGUCCUCCAGCACCAACGCCAACGCAGGGCCGCCUAACGGGACACAGCUUCCCGCCAGUGUCACUGCUGCCAAGGGGGCCGACGCCAUGCCUGGCUCCCGCUCCCAAAGUGAACCCCCUAGAGAAAAGAAAAGGCCAGUUUCCCUCCAUGAACAAAAUGGUAAGGGAGGCAUGGGCCGCGGUAGUGGCCGAAGAGCUGCUGGGAAGUUGCCUUCUCAGUCAUCCCUGGAUGAGCGAGUGGUUCCAGGGGAGAGAGGAGAGAGACGCUUAGGAGAUGGACGGAGGCUGGAGAAGAUCCAUUCUCAGGACUACGAGGACGGGGAGGGGAACUUGGGUCGUUCAGAAUCCCACCGGAGACGCCCAGAGGACGAGGAGCAGAGGGAGCGCCAGCGCCGUGAGGAGGAGUUCCAGAAUCGUUACCGUAGUGAUCCCAACCUGGCACGAUACCCGGUGAAACCGCAGAAGGAGGAGCAGGAGAUGCGCAUGCACGCCAGGGUGUCCAAGGUUCGCCAUGAACGACGACACAGCGAUCUGGCGAUCAACGAGGUGGGACUGGGGCCUGGCGACGGAGGAGGGGGUGGAGGAGGUGGGGAGGUACCUGAAAACCGUCUGGCCAGGAGGGGUGGAGGUGGAGGAGGGGCGGGAGACCGCAAGGCCCUUUUGGAGAACCACCAAGCCUACUCUGGGGAUAGGACCGUGGGGGUUGGAGGGGGCGCUCCACCUGCAGGAGGUGGAGUGAGAUCAGGAACCCAACCUGGGGUACCGGUGCCUCCGGAUUGGGGCCAGAACAAAGGCCGCCUGGAGCACGGUCCGGCACGGACACCAAGGGACAAGGGUGGGGACAACCUGCUGAGGAAGGACUCUCAGAGCUCGGACCAGUCGGAGUCCCUGCGGCCGCCCCCUCCACGGUCAUACAAGAGCAAGCGCGGAGUCAACAAGAGGCAGAUGUCCAUCAGCAGCUCAGAGGAGGAGGGCGGCUCCACGCCCGAGUACACCAGCUGUGAGGACGUGGACAUGGAAAGCGUCAGCGAGAAAGGUGACUGGGACUGCCAUUCUCUAGAUCCUACAGUGUGGCAUCAUCCAGUUACAUGGCAGCCGUCCAAAGAGGGCGACCACCUAAUCGGACGCAUCACGCUGAGCAAGAGGUCGGCAAUGCCCCGCGAGGCUGGCUCCCUCCUCGGCCUAAAAGUGGUAGGAGGGAAGAUGACAGAGAUGGGGAGACUCGGGGCCUUCAUCACCAAAGUCAAGAAAGGCAGCCUUGCAGAUGUUGUGGGACACCUACGAGCAGGUGACGAGGUGCUGCAAUGGAAUGGGAAGUCAUUGCCUGGGGCAACUAAGAAAGAAGUGUACAACAUUAUCCUUGAAUCCAAGGCUGAACCUCAAGUGGAAAUAGUUGUUUCAAGACCUAUAGGAGACAUCCCAAGAAUCCCAGAGUCAUCCCACCCUCCUCUAGAAUCUAGCUCCAGUUCCUUUGAGUCGCAAAAGAUGGACCGUCCCUCGAUAUCAGUGAUGUCCCCUACCAGCCCCGGGACCCUCCGAGACCUUCCUCUGGUACUGCCUGGACAGCUCUCUGUGAAGCUGUGGUACGACAAAGUGGGCCAUCAGUUGAUAGUCAACGUCCUUCAAGCCAUAGACCUGCCACCCCGACCAGACGGACGACCCCGGAACCCCUAUGUCAAGAUGUACUUCCUGCCUGAUAGGAGUGAUAAGAGUAAACGGCGGACUAAAACAGUGAAGAAGAGCGCUGAACCCAAGUGGAACCAGACCUUCCUAUAUUCCCAUGUUCACCGGAGGGACUUCAGAGAGCGCAUGCUAGAGAUCACAGUGUGGGACCAGCCUAGAGUCCAGGAGGAGGAGAGUGAAUUCCUGGGAGAGAUCCUGAUAGAGUUGGAGACGGCCCUGCUGGACGACAUUCCUCAUUGGUAUAAACUCCAAACACAUGACAUGUCCUCUAUACCUCUGCCCCAGCCUUCCCCGUACCUCCCGCGCAGACACGUCCAUGGAGACAGCCCCAGCAAGAAACUACAGAAUGCAGAGCGUAACUCCAGGGAGAGAGAGCGGGGCAGUACGUUGGCAGUGCCGGAGCAGCAGCGGCCCGUCCAGCACCGCUCCCGUUCAGUGUCUCCACACAGAGAGGACUCCUGCAGGGCUCGGUCGCGGCCCGCACACGUGCCCAUGCAAAGGAGCCUGGAUGAGAUCCACCAGAACCGCCACCACUCCCACUCCCCUUCCCGUUACCAAGACUCGCACUUAGAGCACCAACGCUCUGGGGACUCGGACUACGAGUACUCAGAGGACAGUGAGGUCCUGGAGAUGCACAGGUCUAUCCGGGGCGGGAGUGCCGAGUGCCUGCACACAAACAGCGACCUGCAGCCGUCGUUGGACAGAGCGAGGAGUGCCAGCACCACCUGUCUGAGACCAGACACCAACUUUCACUCCCCUGACAGAGACAGGUGCUCCAACUCUUUGCCCCGCAAGAUUCCCCCAAGCCCCAGGAUCUUAGUAGAACAUGUGGGCCCUGAGGAAGACAGGCAGUGUAGCAAUUCAUCAGGUCCAAACUGUCAAAGGGGCAGCAAAAAAAAAAGCCUGGAGGGGGACAGUCGUAUCCAGCCCACCUCUAUCCUGAGGGGCAGUAGGGGGAGAGGGGGCCCGUUGAGGCCCUUUGGCCAGACAGCCUUGGCCGGGUCGUGCCUAAACUCGCCACAGCUAGACAGAGCACACCCUCAUGGCAGCCCCUCCUCUCCAACGGGGACUCCCUCAUCAGGUCGCAGGGGCAGGCAGCUGCCUCAGCUCCCCGCAAAAAGCAGCAGUAUAGAACAAGCCCUCGCAGUAGAGGAGCGAGCCCGGCAGCUGCAGAUGAAAGUACAUUCCUACCGGCCUUCAGCCUCCCACGACCCAGAGACGGACCUCAAGACCAAACGGGAGAUGUACGCAGAACAGAGGCGAAGCAGCGACAACAUGUCGGCCAGAUCGUCCGACAGCGAUAUGAGCGACGUGUCGGCCCUCUCCCGUGCCAGCAGUGCCUCUCGCCUCAGUAGCACCAGCUACAUGUCCAUCCAAUCAGAACGCCCCGGAGGACGACUCAGAUCCAAGUCAUUAGAGGAGGAGAAAAAAGACAGGAGGAUCUCAUGGGGGGUGAAUGGAGAGGAGGAGAGGAGGAGGUCGACAGGAAAGAGACGUUUCUCUGCCGAGUUGAACCGCAGGAGACACACUGUAGCCGGAGACACCAGGGAGUCCAGAUCCCUGCGACCCCUCCUUGCAUGCAUCCUGUGUUGUGACUGCCGGGACCCCCUCCGUCCUGCAGACCCGGAUCCUCCCCUCCCAUCCCCUCCCUCUGCUGCACGCCCUUCCUUAACCCCCCUGCAGGGGGCGGUGGAAAGGCCUCAAACCAGCCUCCCCCUUCCCAGUCGCUCACUGGAUCCCCUGGGCCACAGGACUUUGGCUUUCAGGGGCCCACUGGGAGCGGGGGCUCUGGGUGAUAGGGGCAGCAUAGCUGGGCUCUCCUGCAGCACUUUGACCCCCUCUGAGGGGAUGGACAUGCGUCAGCUCCUCCGAACCCCUAGGAGUCGGCAGCUGCGAUCGGCGGGCCGCAGCAUGCUGAAGAGCUCCAGUGUGAGUGGCGAGAUCUACACCCAGGAGCGCACCGACGGCAGCCAAUCAGACACCGCUCUGGGCACGGUGGGUGGCGGCAGCAAGAAGAGACGCUCCAGCCUCAGUGCGCGGGUGGUGGCCAUUGUCGGCAACCGUCGCAGCCGCAGCACUUCACAGAUCAGUGGCCCUGAGGGGAAGAGUAAGAAGGAGAAGGGUGCACCUAUCCAAAGGAGCACAGAGACCGGCAUGGCAGUAGAGCUGACCAGGAACAUGAGCCGCCAGCCCAGCAAAGAGUCCAACAAUGGCAGCAUGAACAGCUGCAACUCUGAGGGGAAUUUGAUCUUCUCUGGAGUCAAUCUGGGUGCCAGCAGUCAGUUCAGUGACUUCCUGGACGGCCUGGGCCCAGCUCAGUUAGUGGGAAGGCAAACCCUGGCUACUCCUGCCAUAGGCGACAUCCAGAUCGGUAUGAUGGAGAAAAAGGGUCAGCUGGAGGUGGAAGUUAUCAGAGCUCGAGGACUGGUACAAAAGCCAGGAUCCAAAUCCCUCCCUGCUCCAUAUGUCAAGGUCUAUCUGCUGAAUAAUGGAGCGUACGUAGCCAAAAAGAAAACCAAGAUUGCACGGAAAACACUUGAUCCACUGUACCAGCAAGUACUGCUAUUUGAGGAAAGCCCACAGGGUAAAGUCUUACAGGUGAUUGUAUGGGGAGACUACGGCCGCAUGGACCAUAAAAGCUUCAUGGGAGUUGCACAAAUCCUAAUGGAGGAACUGGACUUAUCAAGCACAGUCAUUGGUUGGUACAAGUUGUUCCCACCAUCCUCCUUGGUGGAUCCGACACUUGCCUCCAUAACGCGGCGGGCUUCCCAGUCGUCACUCGACAGUUCCUCCGGGCCUCCUGGGGUCCGAUCCUAG